Messenger RNA from Pyrenophora tritici-repentis Pt-1C-BFP, 7143 nucleotides. The record is from RefSeq and is a predicted model, not a curated record. Lineage: Eukaryota; Fungi; Ascomycota; Dothideomycetes; Pleosporales; Pleosporaceae.
AUGGCCGAAGGCUACGACAAGCUUUUAGACUUUUUGCUGUCAGAAAUUGCUCUCCGCGGUAUUCAAGAAGAUCGUCUUGGUCGCACAUUCCAUGAGAAAGUAUGGCAAUGGCUUACGGAACAUCCCGACAUCCGCAUCAUGUACCAAAACGAGGCACAUCGCUACUCACUUUCGGAAUUCGAGGCGGCCGAGCUACAUGAGACUGGUACGAUCGGUGAGGUCACAUCAGCAAUCUCAGCCCGUCCCUCAAAAUAUUCCUCAAAAGCAGUAGCGCAGCCCUCCAAAGCCCUGUGCGCAAUAGAAGAUGCUCUGCGGCAACGUAUUUCAAGGACAGGUCAGGAACCAAAACACCAUGCUACUCCAUUGCUUGAUUCAUCGACUACUUCGUCCGCAUUCCGAAAACCUCGUCCGCUACCGAAACGCCCAUCUUCAAAAACUGCAGUAUUCGACGAUCCCAGCUCCAGUAUCACCGCACCCCGUCUAUACGCUAGUCAAAGCAGGAUGUGGCAAGCUUUGACUGGUCAUGGUAUCGAUCUGAACAAGGUCCCCAGCAUGGAGUUCGUGUUACUCUCUCUCAUCGCUGCCCACGGAGCGGCUGGUAUUAGACAACCCGACCUCAUCGCACUCAGCGGCCAAGAUAAACGAUCUGUGCCGCACAGAACGGAUGAGUUGGCUCGGAAAUGCUACAUCGGCAAGUUCCCUGUACAGGUCAACAAAAUGCGUACUAGUCUAUGCAUCCACAGAAUGUUCGUUUCUCAGAAUACUGUCAUCGAGUCCAGUGCAGUAGAAGACGUGUAUCAGGCCGAUGGAACAUUUGUUGUUAGGAGCUUUGCUCAAUUACUAUACAACAAGGUGGGCGAGGGUGGCGUUGUUCCCACGCGUAGCAUCAGAGAGAAGCUGGGUGUACCAAUGGAGACUUGGAACAAGCGCGCUACCCAGGGUGCACUCAUCCGACUGGAUCAGAGCGGUAUGAUCAAACGACGCAUGGUUCGUACGAAGACUACUGGUGAUCAUUGGAUUACUUGCAUCCAAGUAUUGCGCGCACCGCAGGAGGAGGAUCUCAAGAAUCUAGGAUUUCGACGCACAGCUGAUCUUGGGGAUGAUUCAAUCAGCGAGCUGCCUGAUGGGAACAUGGAUGAAGAGGCGCUGAUGAGGGACCUGGAAGCCGAUAUGCUUGAAGAGACGGAAGCCCAUGCCAAUAGCCAACACGGGGCACAAGAUGCCAUCAAUAAGGCUGAAAAUAUCCCCCCACAAUGGACGCCCGACAGGUUCCUUGCCAACACGGUCUUCGAUGCCGUUGAGCUAGGCGGUGCUCAAGGAUGGGAUGCUUUGGAACUUCGCGACAGGAUCGUCGGACCGUUCUGGAGGCGUCCCAUAGAAUCGUAUUUGACUCGCAUAACGAAUGCCUGGGAAAAGGCUCAGCCUAUCCAUAUUCGACACCUGGCCGUCAUCCGAGAUUCGGGGGUUACCGCUCAGAGGAAGUUCCUCCAUUACCUCUACCGCACCCAUGCGAAUUUUCAGAAAGCUGUCGAUGCAGGACUCGCUGAUUGGGACGGUGUUGCCAAUUACGACGCUGAUGGAUUCGGUGAUGAUGUCAUGCUGGACGCCUGGGGUUUCUCGAUUGUCGAAUCUCAAGAUCUAGUCGGACAGAAUGGCUCGGCAACGUUGUCUGAGGCUGGAUUGUCCAUCUUGAAACCACGCAAGAAUGGCCCCCGAUGGGAUAUUGCGCUCGCACAAGAGAUUGGGUACGAAAAGGUCGAGAAGCCCGGGUCGAAAGCCAAAACACAACGUGGUCUAGGCCGACCUAAGAAGCAGGCAAAGACUCCCAAGGAGAAGCGAGUUCGGGUCCCCAAGGUUCCGAAACCUCCUAAGCAAAGCUCGGUUUUCUCACUCAGUCCCGAAGAGAAGGUUCUUGCGCAUCGUGAGCAGACUGGAGAUCCAACGUCACUACCGAGUGCGCUGUUGGAAGGUCGAACCAAGCGCCAACUUAGUGUGCCUCUGAUGACUAAAGAGGAGCGGUUGGCAGCAGGUUUGUCGACUCGGGGACGCUUGGGUAUAGAACAGGAGAACAAAAUCCGAGCCGAGCGGGGGCUACCUAAGCUGGCCAAGAAGGAAAAGAAGCGAAAGCAAACAAAUCAGCCGACAGUGAUUAGCAAGCAGCAGAGAAUAGCACUCGGAUGGAUCGACCAUGGUCGAUUACCCCAGGCUCUUAUUGAAGGGCUACGUCAGGAGCGCGAUGAAGGUAUUGCUUUCGAAGAUUCCAAGGUCAUUCCGAAGUAUAACGAUGCGAUGAGGGCCGCGAAAUUGGCAAAGAUGACAAAACCGGCCAAACUGGUGAAGUCGACCAAGUCCAAAGGUCCCACUGGAUUGCCAAAAACUCCAGCUGCGCCUACAGUGGAGGAAGGCACACUUGUAGAGAACCGCGAGCUAGAGAAUACGCCUGAUCCCAUAGCUGUAGAGCCUGAGACUCAGGCACAGGUAUCUAAGCUAGCGCCAAGAAAGCGAAAGGCUAAAGAUCUGGCUACUACUCCAGCACCAGCGAAGAAACGCCGGGUCAAAGCAAUAGCGCCACAAGAUCGUGCCUCAGUGCCACACACAGCUCAGUCGCCUUCAACAGUUGAUGGCGCACCCAUGUUUGGUACCAGUACUUCAUUAGGCUCUACUGAUGUAGACGGUACAAGCAACCAAAGUCAGCCAACUCUAGUGGCCAUCCCCGUCCCUGUUCCCCUGAUGCCUCCACAAGCCGAUGAGAGUAUAGUCCCCUCGGUAGAAUCCGGUAACCCUCAAGCUCCUCGUAAAGAAGCAUAUAUGCAGCCUGAUCCCUCCAAACUCGACUCUCUGGCACGUACAGCUUUUGAGCUGUAUGAGAAGCGAUCAUCCUCAGGUCUCUAUCUUAACCCGUUGGUAAAGCGGAAAAUCGGACGAGGGCGCCCGCGAAAAGCAUUCAUAGCAACCUUCAAGCUGCCCGAGCUAGCGCAAUUUGACUGGUUCACAACGGAGCUGGAUCAAGAGCAGAUCGUGCCUGAGAGUCAAGUCGUAGAGACACCAAACCGUGUUUCUGCAAGUCUCGCUACACCAAGGGAAGAGACAGUCGAUUCACAUGAUACACCUAGAGCUGAAAUAACGCCCGAAGCACCUUUCCAAUCGCAGUCGCCAAGCAAAGAGGAGACACGCGAGGAUGUUCAGAACUGCACUCCACCUCCGUCGAUAGCCAGCAAUACUGUCAUAGUCGAGUCCGAAGAACUGCCCAUUCCUAGCGAGGUUAACUCAGAAGCGCUGGUACAAUCGACCUCAGAGCCUUUGGAUGCUAGUCAAGAUACUCAGGCGGACGUGGCUGUGGCUACUGGCCUGACAGAAGGCGUAGCACAGCCCAACACUCUCACCGAAGAUCUAGAGAAACAGUUGCUGCGAGCAUGUGCACCAGCAGCCCGGAUGAUAGAUACACAGGCGGACGUGCAUAUGGUUACUGGCUCGACAGAAGGCGAACCACAGCCCAAAAACCUUACCGAAGAUCUGAAGAAACAGUUGCCUCGACCAUGUGCACCAGUAGCCCGGAUGAUAGGAGGUUGGGCUCCUAUCAACGCAUCAGCGCGUUCCAGCACCACACCGUAUCGAAGCCCUUAUGCCACAAGCCCAGCCCCGGAAGCUCGUUCACCCAGUCAAGAUGCAAGUACCACACAGAAUGGCAGGGGACUGACUCCACUCGCCCCAGAUCUCCAGCGUUCGUACUCUGUAUUCGAAGAUGUCGCCUCCCUUCCCAAAGACAUCCAUACCGCCAUCGUGGAAACCCCCGCGCCUUCUAUACCAGGCAUAAAGCCCAGAUCAAAAGACCAAGAAAGGGGUGGGAGUCAGCUGCGCUUCAGACAAAACAUCAUCAUGGAUAUCUUCAAACUAUGCAACGGAGUUUUCCCUGGUGGCGGCGAAAUUGCAAGGCCAUUUCUCACGCUAUGGAAACAGCGUCACCCGAAUAUCAAGGCGCCAUCUCUCAGCACCAUUACUGAAACACUUCGGACGAUGUCUCUGAUCCCAAAGUUUGGGCUGAAGCACUGGAACUUUGCCUCAUACAACAAGAAUACCCCAGGCGUCACUACUCGAAGGAUGUAUACCUGGGCUUCUCUCAAUGAGAGGAGCCCACAAGUUCAAAAAUUAGCCUUCAAUAUGGCUCAGUACUCUCAUAUAAAAGAGUAUUCCUGGAGGUUAUCAGAGAAGUCUCUGUUAUACUACCCGGAGGAGGUACGGCACCUCAUUGGUGACAUCGUUUCCUAUCAACCAGUCCAGGCUCCCCCCAAAGAUGAAAGCAUUAUUCUCAACCAGCUGAAUCCCGACCUCGAAAGGCAACUCGACGAAUCCAAGGCUCGGCGGCGCUCUGAAUGGAGCAAGCAGACGAGGUUGGAGGUCAAAGCUCGUAAUAUACAGAACGCUCAAGUUGAACGAGCGCUUUCGCAGCAACUUGUGGGGUCUGGCGGUGCAUCGCAUGGGAAACGUGCACGACUUGCGAGCUUGAACGACACAACCAAGACCCUUCGACGGGCUCCACUAUAUUCUGCAGACAUCGAUACGCUGGACGAAGACUCAGAUGAGGCGGAGACUAGCGAACACGACACUGGCACGAGCAGACCUGGCCAACUUUCACUUUCCUGGGUGCGCCCUAUCGUUCCGCAUGUUCCACAACGUAAGCCGGUACCAGAAGAUGAAGAGUCAGAGGACGAUGAAAGCGAUGAGGAUCCCAUGGAUUGGACAUUGGAGCCUGUAGAGCGCAUCACCAACGAUCAAGACUCGCCAGCUUCAACGGGGCCCGACCGAAGCACCUCCGCAGAAGACGCUGUCACUAUCCAGAAGAGCAAAAAACGGAUCAGAAUUGUGACUCCCGGCGGCCAGUCUCCCAGAAAGAGAGCUCGCAAUAGCACAUUGUCUGCUUCCCAGUGUGGCAGCGACGACGACGUGCAAUCUGAUUCGUACACCGAAGAUGAGACAGACGAUGACCAAGAUUCUUUGCAAACGAAGGCGAAGAAGCAGAGAGUCAGAGCUUUCAGAUCACGCCAGAAUGGCCGAUCUGGGCCUCCGCCGACGCUGAUCGAACGCUUGACAGGUCUCACAGGCGACCCGAACGAUCCAAUCUACCAAAUUCCUCAGCGCGCGUCACGACCUGGUUGCCCGUCACGAUCUUGGAGUGAGAGAAAGAAGAGGAGAGUAGGUAAACACAAGAAAGAGCGACACUACGCUGAGGUCAUUGAUCCCGUGGACGAAGUCAAGAAGCAGCUCUGCACAUUUGUGGUCAUUUCCUCUUUGUCCGGUGAAGAUGGAUACAUCGAUUGGAGUCUUGUUCGGAAGGCACAUGCUAGAGACAGGUUCUUUGAUGCUACGAAAGCUCGCAAACUUUGGGAGUGGAUGCAGACGAACAUGGCCGAGCAAGUUGAGAAGCUCACUACAAACUUCCAGUCGCUAUAUCUGGAAGCGUAUGAGGCUAGCAAAGUUUCUCCCAUUGAAAAUCCCGAGACGCACGAUUGGGCGGAACUCGUGAGAUGGGCUGUGCGCAAGUGUACAUACCCUGAGAUUCCUCUACCACUACUCCAAGAAGCACUUGCUCAGUUCACUGUCCAAGAGUCUAACUACGAGAAUCUGGAUCGAGUCAGAUGGUUCAAGGUUGGUGCAACAGAUCGUAACAGAGCAAUGCUCCAGCUGCACACUUCGUACACGGCCCCUCUUCAUCGAUCACGCAAGGCAACUUGGUCGGCCGAAGAGAAGCUGCUGAAGGCACGAUCUUGGGUACGAGCGAACACGGCAACGUCACAAGCUAUUUAUGACGGCACCCUGGCACACGAAAAGUUCAAGAAGCUCGAUGAGACUACACUCGUCAACGUUGUGGGAGACUUUGUCGACAAGCAACAUCUGAGGAUGAGAAAAUUGAAGCGCCUCUUACCCGGCCGCAAUUACAACUUCACACAAGCCCUGGCGAAGAAGUACGUGCGUUCAUUCCAACUCGACGACUUUAUGCACGCAGUCGCGGUCAAGAAGAGAAUGGAUGCUGCAUUCUCAGAUGCAGAUCCUGGCAUGCGUUAUUACAGUAUAUCGCGUUGCGAAGAAGAUGCGUCUUUCGCAGCAGUGAUGACUAUGGUCGGCGAAGGAGCGGUCAGGCUGGUACCUCAGCUACCUCCUGUCAAUAGUGACCAUGGCGCACCGCUUCCAAGACUGUCAGUAUGGGGCUUCUGUGAGGGCGGCUACCAGCAUCGGGCUAUCGACCGCAAUCGCUUGUUCUGGGACAUUCAUGUUGUGCCUACAGCAGACUACAAGUUUGGCAACCCACUGCAGCCACUAUCCUCGCUACUCGCGUCUAUGGAUAGUGACGAACACGCUGUUUGGUCGAGCCUUCCUGAGCCCCCGCUCCCUGGCAAGGAUAAUCCUGACGCAUUGCUACCCAUAUGGAGCAGCAUCGACGGAAGAACUGUGACAUGGCCGUGGUGGUACCGUGUUCUCAACCUCGUGCUUCUACCCUUCAUCUUCUUGGCAGGCGCAACCGCUGCGGACAUACAAGCCCACUGUCCCGAAAACACAACCGAGCUUUUCGAGAUUGAGCUCGUUCUGGAGUGGCUCGAAUCUAUCAACGCGAUCAAAAAGACGGUUGGUGGAUACAUCACUGGACCGUACUUCUGGGCUGUCUUCGGUGACCAGCUGCGCGAUACGGAAAACGACUGGUUCGGCGAGCAUGCCAAGCGCAAGGCAAAGAAUCAUGAAAAGCAGCGUUGGCGCGAGGACUACAAUCUCAGACACUCUACGCUACAGGCCCGCAAUGCGCAGCAAGAUGGAGGUGGUGUAACUUCAGCUGUACCUGCGGGGGAGACGAGCACUAGUCGCCAGAUUCUUAAGAACCCAAAGCAGCAGUACAGGAUUGUGCAUGAAGCUCUCGAUGCUGAGAGGGCGCAAGCGGAGAAGGAUAGAUCAGUGUUUACGGCUAGGAACAGUCCCACGGCUACCCAGAACCAGACCAACCACGUCGCUACCACUGAGUCAAAGGCGAGCGCAUCGCAGACACCUGAGGCUACAAGCACGUCAGGUGAUGAUGUGUAUAUGCCAGAUGCGGGCAUUGAUGCAGAAGGCGAGGAAGAUAUUGACGCUGAAGGUGAGAUCGACGAUGGCAUAUACUGA